AAAAAGAGAGUCGAGGGAGGAGGGUUUUUGUUGAAGCGCUCAAUCGUCUCUCUCGGCUUUCUAGCAGCGUUACGCGGUGCCGACAAUUUUCUUUCUCGCUCUUCUCUUCGCAGUGCCCUACUCAAUAUUUAGUUACAUUCUGCUCGAGAAUAUGGCCGCGAAGGAAGUUUCCUCUGGUGUUUCAAAUUGCUUUGUGUUCAAGAGCCGGUUGCAAGAAUAUGCUCAGAAAUACAAGCUACCAACGCCUGUAUAUGAGACUGUCAAAGAAGGCCCCUCACACAGAUCUUUAUUUCAGUCGACAGUAAUAGUCAAUGGUGUCAGAUAUGAUUCGUUGCCUGGAUUCUUCAAUCGUAAGGCUGCAGAGCAGUCAGCUGCGGAGGUUGCUCUCCAAGAAUUAGCGAAAUCCAGUGAGCAAAGCCAAUGUGUUUCACUACCUGUUCACGAAAUGGGGUUAUGCAAGAACCUUCUUCAAGAGUACGCUCAGAAGAUGAACUACGCGAUUCCAUUGUAUCAGUGCCAAAAGUGCGAAACUCCUGGGAGAGGUAUAAAUUUCACAUGUACUGUUGAGAUCGGAGGCAUUAAGUACACAGGAGCUACGACAAAAACUAAAAGAGAUGCUGAGAUAAGCGCUGGGAGAACGGCUCUUAUAGCAAUCCAGUUAGAAUCUGAAAAUAACCUCUUCAGCUGCAAUACUCAGCUUACAGUACUUCCUUGUGAGAAGAAGACAUUAGGGGCAGGGAGCCCAGUGAAAGAAACCAUCAAGAGUCCAAAAGCCAGGAGGGCUCAGUUCAAGAGGAAGGCUCCGAAAGGAAAGCGCAGAGUAGCUAAGGAUCCUGAAGAAAUGAUCCUCCCUGCUCAACCUAUGGAGCAUUGUCAAAACAAUCAGCCAGAGAAAGAAAUGAACAUCCCUGCUCAACCUAUGGAGCAUUGUCCUCAAAACAAUCAGCCAGAGAAAGAAAUGAUCCUCCCUGCUCAACCUACGGAGCAUUGGACUCAAAACAAUCAGCCAGAGAAAGAAAUGAUCAUCCCUGCUCAACCUACGGAGCAUUGGACUCAAAACAAUCAGCCAGAGAAAGGAAUGAUCAUCCCUGCUCAACCUACGGAGCAUUGUCAAAACAAUAAGCCAGAGAAAGAAAUGAUCCUCCCUCAACCUACGGAGCAUUGUCAAAACAAUCAGCCAGAGAAUAUUGAGACAGCGCUAAAUCUGGAACCUUCUUCCUGCAUAAACGGGUUUAAGGAGGCAGCAUUUGCGAGUGUGGAGACGGAAGCAAGUCAAGCAUAACCCUUACAUUUUUUAUAUUCAUGUUUAACCUUAUGUUAUAUUAGUAUGUCUCUUUGCAUUGCACCCACUUAAAAUGAUUUUUGUUGAACUUCAAAUAAGAAGAAAAAUUUCUAUGUUACAUAAUUUUU
This is a messenger RNA of Eutrema salsugineum, 1410 nucleotides long. RefSeq names its product double-stranded RNA-binding protein 1. The transcript is spliced from 3 exons. Lineage: Eukaryota; Viridiplantae; Streptophyta; Magnoliopsida; Brassicales; Brassicaceae. The record is from RefSeq and is a predicted model, not a curated record. Gene Ontology annotation, molecular function: ribonuclease III activity; double-stranded RNA binding. Gene Ontology annotation, biological process: rRNA processing; regulation of gene expression. The coding region runs from base 152 to 1282 and encodes 376 amino acids. Gene Ontology annotation, cellular component: nucleus.